Molecule: messenger RNA, 2845 nt
Organism: Eriocheir sinensis (Chinese mitten crab)
Lineage: Eukaryota; Metazoa; Arthropoda; Malacostraca; Decapoda; Varunidae
Product: forkhead box protein L1-like
Exons: 1
Coding region: 935-2584 (549 amino acids)
Biological process (GO): regulation of transcription by RNA polymerase II; anatomical structure morphogenesis; cell differentiation
Molecular function (GO): DNA-binding transcription factor activity, RNA polymerase II-specific; RNA polymerase II cis-regulatory region sequence-specific DNA binding
Source: RefSeq, a predicted model, not a curated record
GGCAUUUCGAUCUUUUUUUUAUGCGGCGCUCGCAGCUUUGAAUGAAACAUGUCACGGCGGAGAAGACGACGAAUUCGAAACCGACUUUAAAAUGAGAAUCCGGUUUUAGGAGACGUGAAUCCGUACUUAUAUCUAGAGGGAGAGACUUUGCGAGAAACAGAUGAAUGUUCCCGCGCUGCGAGGCGAGGCGAGGUCGAUUACGCAGCGAAAAGUUGGAAUCAGUGCAGGACGCCUCGCAGACACUUCCAGGAAUGUUUGUAGGUGUUAGAUAUCAUAAAUCAAAGUUGCCGCGUGAAGCAGCCAACACGUGGCGGAGGCUGCGGCACAGGGCACAGACCAGCCCCCGCCGCGUGUGUGUGAGCCCUUGAAGCACCCUCAGUACCCUCAGGACCGUCACCACCAGUCCAGCGGAAGGACCACCGCAGGGCAAGGCGGGGCUGCGUGGCCGCCUGUGUGCUGGCUGUGUGGCUGUUUGCACACAUGAGGGUCUCGGCCUGUUUUUUACAGUCGGCCAUACAUACAAACAGAAGGACUCGGGCUGAGCCUGGAGCCUAGCGGCCGGCGGCCCAAUGAUAUGCUCAAGAGAGUGGUUGGGAAUUUACUCCGAGAUUAACUUAGUAAAGAGGGAACUUGUGGCGUUCCUCCCAAAAGUUGGUGAGAGCUUUGUCUGGCCGUGCGGGGACAACAAACCCGCGUGGAAGUGUCGCGGCCACGGCCUGUUUGCACCACAUGUUGUGAGGCGCCGCGGCGAGCUGAACAAAGGGCCGUGGCAGGGGACGUGGGGGAGGCUUCACAGCGCCCUUAGGAGCAUCAAGACUCAAGGACAUCUCUUCCCUCCCUCAUCCCGCCCCUUCCCAGCCGCGGUGGCGGAGCAUUGUCAGGCGGGGCCCCAAGUGUCCCCCCGGCCGCCGUCGCCACUGCCACUCGAGCACUGAUGCUGAGGGGCGGGGGCAUCCACCCCUGCCCUCAGCCCCGCCCACUGGCGUCACUCCGCCCAGCCUCCUCGUGGUUGGACCUGGCCCGGCUGAGGGGCGGGGCAGGGCGUGGAGCCAGGCUCAUAUACCAGCGAGGGUGCGGGCCAGGCACGCACACCCGGCCUGGAGCAGCCAGCUCUUCACCGUUCCCGCGCCGCGCCUCCCGCCGUGCGAUGUCCCCGCGACCCGCCAGCCCCGCCAUGGACUCUGUGUGUGGACGCGAGUCCUCCGUAUCACCGCCCAUCGUGGUGGCGCCCGUGGCCGUCAAGGCAUCGCCCCUCAACGACACCCAUCAGCCAGCGACGCCCACGGACCAGCAGCGGCUGCUGUACCAGCUUGCCCUCGCCGAGAGGCUGCGCCUGGCCUCGGCAGGCCUGGCCUGGGCCCGCCCGUCGCUGUCCCUCCAAAUGCAAGCUCCCCAUCCACACCACAUGCAGGAGGUGGGCGGCAUGGUGGGCGGCCUAGUGGGUGGGCCCUUCAUGGGCGGCCUGGGCGGCCUGGGCUCCCCGCUGAUGGGCGGGCUAGGCGGCGCGCUGUUGGGUGGCGGCCAGGCAGGAGCGGCGGCCGUGUACCCGCCAGGCUACCCAUUCAGCGCCUACGGCUACCGUCUGGUGGACCCGCGGGCCCUGCUGCCCCGCGGCCCCGAGGAGCCCAAGCCGCAGCACUCGUACAUCGGCCUGAUCGCCAUGGCCAUCCUGAGCGUUCCCGACAAGAAGCUUGUGCUCAGCGACAUCUACCAACACAUCCUCGACCACUACGCCUACUUCCGCUCCCGAGGGCCCGGCUGGCGCAACUCCAUCCGCCACAACCUCUCCCUCAACGACUGCUUCAUCAAGUCGGGCCGCUCGGCCAACGGCAAAGGCCACUACUGGGCCAUCCACCCCGCCAACGUGGACGACUUCAGCCGCGGGGACUUUCGCCGCCGCCGCGCCCAGCGCCGCGUCAGGAAGCACCUCGGCCUGGCCGUUGACGACGACUCAGAGCCCGAGACCUCCUCACCCCCACACCCCUACGAGUCCCCCACCGCCGGGAGAGCAACUGGCCACGCCUCCGCCCUACACCUCACCAGACCAAAGAGACAGUUUGACGUGCUAAGCUUGUUGGCGCCUGACCAGCCCCCCUUCCUGAAGGAGCCGACUGAUACAGACAUCAACGGUGUCUGUCCGGGAACAAACUACCGCAUGUGUAGCCCGACGCAGCCCGUCCUGAGUGCCGGGGACCCCGAGGAGACGCGACUCGCACUCCGCGGUGACCAUGACGACGGAGGGGAACAAGGACGACAGCAUGCCUGUGGCGCGGCCCCGCCAAGUCCUGACCCCGGACUGACCAGCGCCCAGCACCCCCUCGGCCAGUGCCACAAGGCGACGGAGGCGGUGAGCGUUAUCGCGGGGAGCCAGAAUGACGCCCGCCAUAUGGGCAAGGAAGCGGCCAAUCGUCCAGUGCCGUUCUCCGAGGUAUGGCCCCAGGGUCACGCCGCCGCUACCCACACCCACCCCUCGCCUCCCGCCCGGCACCCCCCAGGCUCCCCGCCCCGCCCCAUCACACGUCCAGGUGUGACCAACGUUACACCCACGCCCUCACCCUACCCGCGCCCACCCGUGGUAACCUGAGCUGUUCCGCCCCUGCCACCGCCGCCCACACAGCCCACCGCUACCACCCACGACCCGCCCGUCCCUGGAGCCGACGGGGCUAACAAGGGUCUGGUGCUGUCCACUCUUAUAAGUAAAAAACUGAACCGUUCCCAGUCUUUCAUUACCCCUCACCAGCACUAUCUCGCCCCUCCCCCUCCCUCCCUGCACCACCCGGCCCCGCACCCCCACGCAUGACGCCUCUGAAAGGUGUCCACGCCACACCGACCACACUCACCCAUC